Molecule: messenger RNA, 1212 nt
Organism: Aspergillus bombycis
Lineage: Eukaryota; Fungi; Ascomycota; Eurotiomycetes; Eurotiales; Aspergillaceae
Product: casein kinase 1 family protein
Exons: 4
Coding region: 1-1212 (403 amino acids)
Biological process (GO): signal transduction; endocytosis; peptidyl-serine phosphorylation
Cellular component (GO): nucleus; cytoplasm
Molecular function (GO): ATP binding; protein serine/threonine kinase activity
Source: RefSeq, a predicted model, not a curated record
AUGACGACCAUGGAUUUGCGUGUCGGUAACAAAUACCGCAUUGGCCGCAAGAUCGGAAGCGGUAGUUUCGGUGACAUCUAUCUCGGAACUAAUAUUAUCUCCGGCGAGGAGAUUGCCAUUAAGCUUGAGAGUGUCAAGGCUAAGCACCCCCAACUUGAGUAUGAGGCUCGUGUUUACAAGUCUCUUGCUGGUGGUGUUGGCAUCCCCUUCGUCCGUUGGUUCGGUACUGAGUGCGACUAUAAUGCUAUGGUUAUCGAUCUUUUGGGUCCUAGUCUGGAGGACCUCUUCAACUUCUGCAACCGCAAGUUCUCGCUCAAGACCGUGCUUCUCCUGGCUGAUCAACUUAUUUCCCGCAUCGAGUAUAUCCAUGCCAAGUCUUUCAUUCACCGUGAUAUUAAGCCCGACAACUUCUUGAUGGGCAUUGGUAAACGUGGAAACCAAGUCAACGUGAUCGAUUUCGGUUUGGCCAAGAAGUACCGUGAUCCUAAGACACACUUUCACAUCCCCUACCGCGAGAACAAGAACCUUACUGGAACUGCCCGUUACGCCAGUAUCAACACUCACUUGGGUGUUGAACAGUCUCGCCGUGAUGACAUGGAGUCUCUGGGAUACGUCAUGCUCUACUUCUGCCGUGGCACUCUCCCUUGGCAGGGACUUAAGGCUGCUACUAAGAAGCAGAAGUAUGACCGCAUCAUGGAGAAGAAGAUGACUACGCCCACUGAGGUCCUUUGCCGUGGAUUCCCCAACGAAUUCUCGAUCUACUUGAACUAUACCCGCUCCCUGCGUUUCGAUGACAAGCCCGAUUACUCGUACCUCCGCAAGAUCUUCCGUGACCUUUUCGUCCGCGAGUCUUUCCAGUACGACUACGUUUUCGACUGGACUGUCUACAAGUACCAGAAGAAUGCCGCGAUGAUUGUGGAUGCUAGCAACAAGAAGGACAAAGAAGCGGAGGAACAGCAGCGCCGCCAAGGCGUGGCAGCUGCUGCACCGAUGGGCACCCCCGGUGCUGCUGCUAAGCCUGGUGCUAUCUCAAGCCAGCGCCGCAAGGUCAUCGAACGUGGAACUCUCGACAACACCCCCGACACCAACCGUGCUGUGGGAGGGAGUGACAGGAUGCUGCGUUCUGCUUCCAAGGUUGCUGCUUCAGGUGCUUAUGUCCCUGCCGGUAGCCGCUCGAAGCGGGACGAUGGAUACGGUGCUCAGUGGUACUAA